CGUCGACCUGCCCGCCAACAUCUCCGUCCCCAGAAAGCCUUAUUCUUGCCAGAAGACCGGUGGAGCCUUCUGAAACUACUCACCAUGAUUUUCGAAGAGCAAAGAUUCAUCCACGAGGAUCUUGAGCGGUUGGAGCAGGCGAUCGCCGACCGCGUUGCUGAAGAGCCCCGUACCAUUCGGGAUCGCCUGGCUCGUGAUCAUGAGGUCGCAAAUUUUUUAAAUCGCAUCGAAGACCAGUCCAAGAGGUUGCUCGAUAUCUACAAAGAUGCCGACGGCGCGCGUGAGAAGGAACUCCAGGCUGUCUCGACCGGUGAUCAGUUCGAGGAAUUCUACAAACAAUUCAAUGAAAUUAAGGAUUUCCACAAGCGCUACCCUAACGAACCAGUCGAAAACCUCGAGCGCGCUUACAAGCGCCGUCAAGCCGGGGAGGGCGAACCAACUGGAAUGGAGAUUGACAACUUGUUCACUGGUGAAGAGGGUUAUGGACAGUUCUUGGACCUUACGACAUUGCACGAAGACUAUCUGAACUUGCCUGGUAUCAAACGACUCACCUACGUACAAUACCUCGACGUGUUCGAUGCGUUCACCCCCCCGCAACUUCCUAUCAAGCGAACCAACAAGCUAUCCGAUCGGUAUUUCAAGUAUGUCGGCGAACUCGCGAACUAUCUCGAAAGCUUCAUCAAGAAGACAAAGCCGCUACAAGACCUAGACAAACUCUUCGCCAGCUUUGAUGAGGAAUUUGAGAAGCAGUGGGCAGCCAAUGAAGUUCCCGGUUGGACCGAGGAGGUUGUUGAGAAUGGCACUCAAGGUCCCAAGACCGAGGGCUCCGGAGAAGGUAUCUGGUGUGCUGACUGCGAGAGGGAGUUCAAGAAUGAGAAUGUUUACAAGAACCACUUGACUGGCAAGAAACACGUCCGGGCAGCCGAGGCCCGCAAGGCUGCUGGGGAUUCCGGUGAUAAACCGGCACCUUCUGCAGGCAACGGCACAUCAUCCGUCGCCCAUCGUCUUAAGGAGCGUGCGGUUGCAGAGAGAGAACACCGGGCGCGUGCCUUAACGCAGGUCCUUGAGCCCGAGCGCCAAGCAACCAAAAUCAACGUGGAGCGGAGACAGGGUAUGACUGAACGUGAACGUCAAAUGGAACUCGAAGCCCUGCUUAACGAGUCCGAGAACCCUGGCGGUGAUCGCGCCGGCGAUCAGUCCGAUGAGGAGGACGAAGACCGUAUUUACAAUCCCCUCAAGCUGCCACUUGCUUGGGAUGGCAAGCCAAUCCCGUACUGGCUUUACAAGUUGCACGGCCUGGGAGUUGAAUACCCCUGUGAUAUUUGCGGUAACUUUGUGUAUAGGGGUCGCCGUGCCUUUGACAAGCAUUUCUCAGAAGCUCUGCAUAUCUUUGGUCUGAAGUGUCUCGGCAUCACCUCCAAUACCAACCUCUUCCGCGAGAUCACUCGCAUCGAGGAUGCGAUCAGGCUUUGGAGUAAGCUGGAGCAGGACCGCAAGAAAGACAGAGACGGUCGCGACAACGUGGUACAGAUGGAGGACGCAGAGGGCAACGUGAUGCCGGAGAGGAUCUAUCUCGAUCUUCAAAAACAGGGUAUCCUGUAACGGCAGCUUCUGUUCCUUCGAUUCUUCCUGUCCUUUGCAUUAUCUUUCUACAUACCUCAGAUUCAAAAGCCUGGAGUUUGGUGGGUGUCUUUUCUCUAUUUUUCAUAAUGUUGCGUGAAUCACUGGGAUAUUCUUGGUUGGGAACGGCUGUAUAGGAACAGAUCCGAGAAGAUGCAGCUUUGCGUUUCAUGUAUUCUACACCUGACUACUGCCAUCAUCCCUCGAGACAAUAGAAGAAAAAAGGGUGACCACGGGUCAUCUGGUCCACGCUAGCAUCUCAAAGUCACAUAACUCAGCUAGAGCACAAGUGUGAUGAUAAG
Molecule: messenger RNA, 1922 nt
Organism: Aspergillus sclerotioniger CBS 115572
Lineage: Eukaryota; Fungi; Ascomycota; Eurotiomycetes; Eurotiales; Aspergillaceae
Product: SF3a splicing factor complex subunit PRP9
Exons: 3
Coding region: 85-1602 (505 amino acids)
Biological process (GO): mRNA splicing, via spliceosome
Cellular component (GO): spliceosomal complex
Molecular function (GO): RNA binding
Source: RefSeq, a predicted model, not a curated record